AUGAUUCUUUCUACCUCCCUCCUCAUUGCAGCAUUGGCCGCCACCCAAGCCCUCGCCAUCCCCUCUUCCGCUUACACCUUUUCUGCCUACCCAUCGUCCACAGCCUCGCCUUUCACCCCACAGAACCUCACCUCCUUCACCCAGCCUUCCUCCCCCAACAAUUUCACAAUAGACGGCCCCUACCUCGAGGUCGUCCACGAAAUAUACAACCUCACCACCUUCCCCACUGGCGUCGCCGUUGACCAAGACAACCGUAUUUUCAUCAACUUCCCUCGCUCCGCCUCAAACAAUGAUAUCACGCUGGGCCUAGCAGACAGCUUCAAUACUACAGUCGCGUAUCCAAAUGCCAGCAUACAGACCUGUCAGCCCGGUCAGAAUGUCUCGACGUGCUUUGUCAAUGUUCAGAGCGUGGUAAUCGAUUCGGCGCAGAGAAUAUGGGCGCUGGACACAGGUGCGGGGCCGGGGCAGACGGAUGCGGUGGAAUAUGGAGCGAAGAUCAUGUCCUUUAAUCUAACGACGAAUGAGAUGAUUGAUAAUUACGUGCUGCCAUACUCCAUCUCCGCCAACGGCACGAGCAUCAACGACGUCCGCUUCAACCUCUCCAUGUCCACCGCCGGCGUCGCCUUUCUCACUGAUGAACAAGGCUCCCUGGUCAUAAUCGACCUUGCCUCCCACACAUACACCCGCCGCCUCUUCAACACCUCCGUCGUGGCGGCAGACGAGUUAUUCGUCGGAUCAUUCGACGGAACACCUUUCUACGAGUGGAAAGGCACCCAGCGCUCCCACGUCGGGAUCGGCUCUGAUGGCAUUGCGCUCGCAAACGGAAACCUCUACUUUGCACCUUUGGCGUCCCGAAGAUUAUAUCAGAUCAAUCAGACUGUCUUAGCGAAUGCCAGCCUAACUGAUACCGAGAUGCUCAACGCAGUGGAAUUCAUUGGCCAAGUAGGCAGCUAUCUCGAAGGCUUCACUGCCGAUGACCAAGGCCGCGUCUACAUGGGCACUGCAGAGCAAAACUCCAUCACCUAUUUCAACACCUCGAUAUCCUCUCUCAUGAAUUCGACAAUGCUGAACGGUAUCAACGCAUCAAGCACGAACGCCACGAACGAAGGCGUGAUUCCCGCCUCGGAUAUCGAAGUAGCGCCCUUCGUUAGAAGUGCGGAUAUACAGUGGCCGGACAGCAUGUGUAUUGAAAACGGGUAUUUGUGGUUCACGACCAACCAACUUCCGCUUCAAGGAACAUAUCAAAGGAAUGAUAUCACGAAGGCUAGUUUACCUUAUAAGGUAUAUCGAACUAGUGUUGGGGGCGCCGGUCCUGCUGUGUAA
This is a messenger RNA of Letharia columbiana, 1323 nucleotides long. RefSeq lists its product as uncharacterized. The transcript has 2 exons. The record is from RefSeq and is a predicted model, not a curated record. Lineage: Eukaryota; Fungi; Ascomycota; Lecanoromycetes; Lecanorales; Parmeliaceae. The coding region runs from base 1 to 1323 and encodes 440 amino acids.